GGCCUGCAGUACUGCACCCCUAACCACUGCGCCACCUCGGCUCUUUUACAACUUCUCGUAGAAUGAGUAGUGACGCCCCUGUUGGGAAACAUAUGCCCUAGCUAUGCAGCCCCUUAGCCGCCUGCCGAUGGUUGCUGCAGACACCUUCCUUCCCAGAGUCGUGAGCUGAAACGACACGAAUAGACUUUCCGACCUCCGAGAGUCGGCGGAGCGACUGGUAUAGAUCUUAAGGGCCCGUCGCAUGUCCAGCUUGUGCCGCCUUCUCUCCAAGGGAUAUUUGGGUGAGGGGUAAAAUGACCCCUUGGGCCCGGUGUAAGAUGCAUGUGCUUGCGCAGGAGGGGCGCCACCCCUCCCCAGCCCGUUUUUGGUCCCAGGCUUCAGCCCAAAAUGGGCCACAGGGGAGGUUGUACGUUCAUGGGUGGGCAGGAAGCACAGGUGAGUGCGCUUGCAUGCGCGGGGGACGGGGUGGAGUGUCCGAGGGGAGGAGGUCGCGAGCUUUUCAUUAUGCCUGUGGGCACGCAUGCACGCACUGUCACACAUGCGCACAUGCUUUCAGCAUGCAAGGACAAAAAAGUUAGCCAUCACCGGUCUCGGGUCUCCUGCUUGAGCUGGACUAGAAGACCUCCAAGGUCCCUUCUGGCUCUAUUCUGAUAUAGAUAAUUUGUUACAAAUCCAAGCAAAGACUGAACUCUUCAGUGUACCCCAUUGGGUCAGGAACCCAUCACCCAUCAUUUUCUCCUCCUUCCAGGUACAGACUUGGGCCCGAGAACCCUUUUCCAACCCAGUACGUCGAAUGUCUGAAGGCGGCCAUCUUCCUCAUGAAACACGCAGGUGAUUACGGGGUGGACAGUUCCCGUAUUAUCAUUUCCGGAGACAGCUUCGGGGGGUGUGUUGCCGCGCACAUCUGCCAGGUACUGGCGGACCGGAGCGACCUUCCCAAGGUCUACGCCCAAGCGUUGAUCUACCCCGUGCUUCAGGCCUUGGAUUUGUCCUUGCCGUCCUAUCAGCAGAACCGCCGUAGUCCCAUCUUGUGGCGUAGGCUAGUUCCCUUCCUCUGCUGCUAUUUCUUCAACAAGCCCACUUCUUUUGUGGACGAUAUCCUGAAGAACAGCCACGUCCCCGAGGCCACCCGCCGGAAGUACCGCAAGUGGGUGAGCGCCGACCACAUCCCGGAACGGUUCAAAGCCAGAGGCUACACACCGCCGCCGCCGUCUCCGUUUAACCCUCGGCUGCAUGAUGAAGUAAAAGUGGUGCUCACCGAAAUGUGCUCGCCCUUGAUCGCCGAGGAUGCGGUCAUCUCCAAGCUCCCGCAAACCUUCCUGUUGACCUGCGAAUUUGACGUCCUUCGCGACGACGGGUUGCUGUACGUGAGGCGGCUGACGGACAACGGCGUACCGGUAACCUGGAGCCACGUGGAGGACGGCUUCCAUGGGAUAGCCGUGGUCUCCGGGUAUCGCUUCAUGUCCUUUUCUAUAGCCAAAAGGAUUGUGCACGAUUUCAUCGAUUUUAUCCGACGCUUGUGAGACCAAAACGAAACAGAGAGGAGGACGGCGGCCUUUUGAUCUUCUUUCCAGGGAAUCCAGUGGCCCAGACUCGCAGUCCCCUUGGGAUAAACUGGUUGGACUCCCAAACCAGGGUCUUCCCCACCCAAACGCAGCUCUUAAAAAUGAACGCGGCUCAGAAGAACUCAUGAAGAAGAUUCUAUUCAAUUCUGUUCUGUUCUAUAUUCCCGUGAUGACAAACCUGGCACGCGGCGCCAUUUGUUAGGGGCACACG
This is a messenger RNA of Thamnophis sirtalis, 1776 nucleotides long. NCBI's taxonomy places the organism in Eukaryota, Metazoa, Chordata, Lepidosauria, Squamata, Natricidae. The record is from RefSeq and is a predicted model, not a curated record.